UUCUGGAUAGUGUGACACCUCUGCUAACGAUAGUCUUUUUUUAUUUCACUCAGAUAGUUUUGGAUUUUCACGUUCUUGGUGAGAUAGGUGUUGGCUGACAUAAAGGCCUUCCAGGGAACAGAGACCGACAGCGUUGCCACAGACCUCAGAUAAGCGUGCUAGCUGCUCUUUACAAACGAUGAGGCCAUUGCAUAGCAUAUUUCAUUCAUUCAAGCUAACGCUAGCUCUGUAGAGGUAGACUUUGAUUUCUUUGUUGAGUGGGGGAUAACAGUAUCGUGCGUUAGCCCGCUGUAACGUCAUUACUGCUAGGUUAGCAGGGUAACGUUUACGUUACUAUUAUGGAUUAUGAGCAUAAAGCGAGGGCAGUGGGUGAGUGCUUGCUGAGCUACAAGAGGGAUGAGUCUGGAUGGAGAGUCUGCAAGAAAUCGAAUGACGUGGUUGUGUCUUGGCGCCCCUCAUCUGAGUUCCCUGGGAAUGUUUACAAGGGGGAGGGGAUUGUCAGUGGCUGCCCAGAGAAAGUGUGGGAGUGUCUGAAACCAGUAACCAAUGGACUCAGAGUCAAGUGGGAUAAUAAUGUGAAAAAGUUUGAGCUUUUGGAGCAAAUCACAGAGGACAUCUCUAUCUGCCGAACAGUCACACCCUCAGCAGCUAUGGGUAUCAUAGCUCCACGAGACUUUGUAGAUGUUAUUUUAGUUAAGCAAUACGAAGAUGGCACCAUCUCAUCAAAUGCCACCAAUGUGAGUCAUCCUUGCUGUCCUCCCCAGUCUGGCUAUGUGAGAGGAUUCAACCAUCCAUGUGGUUGCAUCUGUGUUCCCAUCUCAGGAGAGCCCAACAAAACCCAGGUGUUGAGCUUCUUCCAAACAGACCUGGGUGGCUUCCUCCCUCGCUCUGUGGUUGACUCGUUCUUCCCUUCAAGCAUGGCUGAGUUCUACAGCAAUCUUGCUAACGCUGUUAAAUCCCUCAAGCCCCUUUGACACCCAGAGUUAAGAAAUCUACCUCAAGACCCAAGGCCUACUAUUUGGUCAGGCUAAUUGUUCAUUCCACAUUAGCAGUCCAAACUUAACAGCCAUCAGCACACUGAGAUCAUUAAACUGUUGUGUAUUUUAAAUAGAUCCAAUCCACAGUUUAUCUUUAGUGUACUGUACAUUUGUAUAUUCCUGUGUUACUGUCAGAGGACUCCAGUAAAUCUUUAGCAGUCAACCACUUAUUUAACAGCAGUUUACACAUUAAGAAUUCCCAAAAUAAGAAUGACGUCUUGCAGUUGACAAAACCUGCAUUUCAAACUCCAGUUUCUGUACAUCCAUCUCUGGGAUAAAUUAUUUUUUCUCCAACCUAAAGAAUGAAAAUAGAUGUCAAAUCUAUAUUUGUUCAUGUGCUAAAAGUACACAACAUCGUUACUUUUUGUCACUAUGAUGAAACAUGUUUCCUCUUCAUGUAAGCGCAUACUUCAGUUUGUACAGGGCAUGUUGCAUGGACCCUUAUUUACCCCAUGCUGGUAUCCGGUUGUUGUUCCUGAGUACACACUCAUACCACGUGUGUGUGUGUGUGUGUGUGUGUGUGUGUGUGUGUGUGUGUGUUUUAGUUAAACUGCCAUUUGCUCAUCUCCAGCUACCUGUAAACCAUAAAUAUACAGUACAGGCCAAAAGU
This is a messenger RNA of Epinephelus lanceolatus (giant grouper), 1647 nucleotides long. RefSeq names its product StAR related lipid transfer domain containing 5 (gene stard5). Gene Ontology annotation, molecular function: cholesterol binding; cholesterol transfer activity. The record is from RefSeq and is a predicted model, not a curated record. NCBI's taxonomy places the organism in Eukaryota, Metazoa, Chordata, Actinopteri, Perciformes, Serranidae. Gene Ontology annotation, biological process: cholesterol import.